CUCCAGACUCCCAGCGUAGGUAGAAGAUGGCAGCCGAGGCGUGAUUCAAGACCAGGAGGACACUUCUUCUCUCUCUCUCUCUGGCCCCGCGCGCGUUAGUAGGGGGUGCUUAUCUUUUCGUCUCCUAUAACGCCGAGCGGACGUCCGCGGAAGUAGUACGCUAGCGUGGUGCUUUAUCGCGUGUCCAGUGUACCCCAGCUUCAUCGAGAAAAUGUCCUAAAAGAGGACCCCGUCGUUGUCAACGUUUUAUACCACACACACACACACACCGUUGUCGUCGUCAUCGUCGUCGUCGUGCCGGUAGUAUCGCUGAAAUUAUUAUGCGCGACAUGAGCAAAAUCGGAAGCAGCGCCGUCAUCGUAGUGUUUCACGAGCGUCAUGUAAAAUGGAAUUAAACAAUGUUGUUAAGACGUAAACAUGUUUUGGCUACACUGUGGACUCUUUGUUCUCGUGAUUGCCGUACAUGGAUUUAUUAGCACCGCCGACACCACGUCCAAGCGAGACACCGAUUACACGUUAGAUGAUUCCUAUUGGAACGAAGAAACUCAACCCGGUGAGGUCGAACGAUUACUACGAGAGUAUCGACAAAACCAAGAGCUAGUACGAAAUAUCGGCGCCAAUUACUAUCAAAUCAUCUAUCCAGUACAGUUACGGCAUCACGAGAAAAUGGGGAUAUCCACGAGAGAAGUCGGCGUGACUAAGUUUCCUCAAAGAGGAUACGGGGAGGGAGGAUAUCAAAACUCUAGAGGCAGAUUAAGAAUAGGAAGACACUUUCAUCGGACGUCUCUUCUGAUCAAGGCCUUUAAUCAUAAAUUUCGCCUAGAUUUAGAAUUAAAUACGCAACUUUUAGCUCCGAAUCUUAUACAAAAAGAUUAUUUACAAGACGGUGCGGAAAGUAGUUCUAAACAGGAAAUAGAACAUUGUUAUUAUCACGGCACCGUGAGAGAUUAUCCAGGAGCUAGUGCCGCUUUUCACACGUGUAACGGUGUCAGCGGUGUCAUACAUUUAGGCAACGAGACUUUUGUCAUUCAUCCAUUCUACGGCGGCGAUUUGUCGCAGAAACAUCCUCACGUUAUAUUUGAAGCUCGAACAAAGGCGGACAAAGGGUGCGCUAAUUCGGGAACCAGCGAGUGGCGUAACCGUAGGCAAAAGCAUAUUUUGUGGCUAUCGGAAAACACUUCCGAUCGGUACAAGAGAGACGUCCGUGAAACAACCAAAUACAUCGAAACUGCCGUCAUUAUCGAUAAGGCUAUGUUUGACAAAAGAAACGGUAGCACCAGAGCCGAGGUUGUUCACGAUGCCAUCCAAGUUGCUAAUAUCGCGGAUUUGUAUUUCCGUACAUUAAAUACUAGAGUUUCCGUCGUAUACAUCGAAACCUGGCAAGGUGCUAACCAAGCGAAAAUCACUAAAGAUAUGGAUAUCGGUGAAGCUAUGGUACAGUUUAGCGAAUAUAUGUUUCGGAAGGUAUACAAUGUUGCUCAGGACACCACCCAAUUGCUUACGGGUGAGACUUUCAGAGGUGGAGAAUCAGGAAUGGCAGCACCACAAACGGUGUGCACUCAAAAAUCAUUAGGAAUCAGCGUUGAUUUAAAUACAUACGAACCCCAUCUUUUAGCUGGUACGAUGGCUCACAUGAUUGGUCAUAACAUUGGAAUGGCGCACGACGAUGGACGAAGCGAAUGCAGCUGCCACGAUUGGCACGGAUGUAUCAUGGCGCAAUCCAUCGUCGGAUUGCAAAACGUUCAGCCCUACAAGUUUUCCGAAUGUAGUAAAUCAGAUUAUACAAAAGCUUUAAGAAGCGGCCACGGCCUUUGCCUUUUUAAUAAACCAAACGAGUUAGAAAUCAGGAGAACAUGCGGAAACAGGGUAAUAGACGAAGGGGAACAAUGCGAUUGCGGAUCGCACGAGGAAUGUCAUGAACUCGAUCCUUGCUGCGAUCCGAUCACCUGUAAACUCACUAGUGAGGCCCAAUGUGCUUCCGGACCUUGUUGUAACAACUGCAAGUUACGUGCGCGAGGAAUCGUUUGCCGUGAAUCAACGAACGAGUGCGAUCUUCCGGAAAUUUGUGACGGAAAUACAGGCCAAUGUCCACCGGAUGUUUAUAAGAAAAACGGAAGCCCGUGCUCGGAUAAUACGGAUUACUGCUUCAACGGCAUCUGUCCGGCUUUGAAUCUCCAAUGCAAGCAGGUUUGGGGUUACAGCAGUAUCGCAUCGGACAAGCAAUGCUUCGAACAAUUCAAUUCUAAGGGUUCCAUCAACGGGCAUUGCGGCACCGACGCUUCCGGUCAUUUCGUCAAAUGCGAAUCGGAGAACAUUCGUUGCGGAUCCCUUCAAUGCCAAGAUGGGUAUAAACAACCGAUUAUCGAAGGAAUGGAUGAACUUUUUACCAUUACCAAGAUAACGAUGAAGGGUCAGGAACACCAGUGCAAAGUGACCACUGGAAAAGUGGAAGGUUCCGACAUGCCAAGUUGGGGAUUGGUUCGUGACGGCACGUCUUGCGGUGAUAAUCUGAUCUGUGUAAAUCAAACCUGUAUGAGCCUUUUCCUUCACUUAAGUCAAGACAAAUGUCCCAGUAAUCACAAUAACAACGAAUGCUCAGGAAAUGGCGUAUGCACAAAUACCAAUAAGUGCUAUUGUAACCCUGGCUGGAGUGGAACGGACUGUUCCAUACAGCAAGACAUUCCAACUUUAGGACCAGCAACAAUUCCAGCUACCGAACCAUCGGAUGUAGGUAGCUCAACUCCUAAUAUGGGGAAGAAAGAGACCCCCUACGAGAACUACCACGGCUCUAACACUGUAUUUUUAGUUGGUAUGCUCAUGUCGGUGGUAGGGGGUGUUUUCAUAGUAUUUGCUCUGAUGGCUCUCUGCUACAGGUCAGUCGUAGUACAUAAAAACUUCUCCCUCUGUCUCAGAAGAAAGAGCACCGUCCAGAAGUAUGAUCAACCGUACUCGAAAAAGCCACCGCCGAAAAAUUACACCGGGGUUUCGAGCAACCAUCAUCCAGAAGAAGCUGCACUCGACAACGUUAACAAGAUCCUCACUUUUGGAAGGUUUCCACAAUACAGCCACAGUGAUCCCCAACGCGUGCUGUUUCGGCCCUCGAAUAACGUCGCCGCUGCAGACGGGUCAAGACUCAAGGAGCAAAAACCGCAGAUGAAGAGGCGUGACGUCGACGAGGAAGAAGGAGGUACGGGAGGAGAUGAGGUUGUCUCUUUCAUUGCUGUCUCACCAAACAAUCUGACAAAGUUGCCUGAGAAGGGAAUUUUAAAGAAACACGGUUAUGAUAGAGCAGGUAUAUCCGAAGUGCAGCAAACUUUGAAUCAAUUGAAUGGUUAUCACGAGAAUAUAUUGGAGGUAUUGAGAAAAGCUGGGAUUCGUCGUGAUCCAUCCGAGACAGCAUCCGGUAGUGGUAACCUACUUGACAACGAGGCAAUACGUAAAUCAUUGUUGGAGUGCGGUUAUCCUGAUCCUUAUUCCAAGGAUAUAGACGAUCACAUGAACAACAUGGACAACCAGGACGACGAGGAUAUAGAUGUUGGAUUAGAACCAUGCAGUACGAUACGCAUUCGUACUCUCGAGGACAUCAUCAAACAAUUGGAACGUCAUUCUGUUCGGCACAUGAGUCCAAGUGGUUCCGAAGAAAUCAGAAUGUCAGAAAGCGAAGGGGAUCGUCAUUACAGACCAGAUUCUUCCGUCUGUAGCGAAUCCUCCCAAGGAAGCAGAAGGUGUAGCCGCGUCAGGUACGAGGUAUAUCGUCAACCACCGACUCGACUUUACGGUACUCAUCAGCUCCCUCGUCAACACACUCAUCAAAUGCACGAGGAGGAGGGUAUCUAUGAAACUGCCGAUCCCGACAGAGGCUCAAAUACUAGGGGUGAAACGCCCGAUAGUGAAAGUGAUACGUUUAUUCAAGCUCAACAACAAUUAGCCCGGUGGACGAGUGAGGAGGGGGUACAGCACCGACCACCACAACAACCGCCACCACCAUCAUCCGCGCUUACCACGGCACCCGUGCAGUUGCAGCAGCAGCAACAGCAACAACACCAUCACCACCAUCAUCAUCACCAGCAACAGCAACAGCAACAACCAUCACCACAGCAGCAACAACAGCAGCAGCAACAGCAGCAACAACAGCAACAACAGCAGCAGCAGCAACAACAGCAACAACAGCUGCAGCAGCAACAACAGCAACAACAGCUGCAGCAGCAACAGCAACAGCAUCAACUGCCGUUGGAACAACUGCCAAUUAAGCAGCGAGGUUAUUAUCCAUCCCCACCGUUAAAUGACAACAGCAGCAGCAACAGCAGCGUCCUCGCGAACGAUGAUCUUACGAGAAACGCUCAAUCCCAUGCGAAAAUGCUCCCUGACGUUCGUGGAAUCGAUGUUAAUCACUUGCCUAAUAUUAACAAAUGCCCACUAGACGAUAAAUUUAGUCUAGAUUGUAACAUAAAUAAUGGUUCCCCUAAAGAAUUAAAUACCAACAACACUAGUGAUAACGAAAAUACUGCCCUACUGCCCCCUUUGCAUUUUCCUGAGUACAAGCAUUGAUAAUUAUUAAUCGAUGACAGAUAGUGUCCAAAACAUAGUGGUGUGAUUUAAUCUUGAACUCGCAUUUUAUACUGAAUAGUGUAAAUAACGAUAAACUAUGAAUUAACGAACGAG
Polistes canadensis is the source of this 4662-nucleotide messenger RNA. RefSeq names its product disintegrin and metalloproteinase domain-containing protein 11 (gene mmd). Bases 418 to 4548 code for a protein of 1376 amino acids. Gene Ontology annotation, biological process: membrane protein ectodomain proteolysis. NCBI's taxonomy places the organism in Eukaryota, Metazoa, Arthropoda, Insecta, Hymenoptera, Vespidae. The transcript has 26 exons. Gene Ontology annotation, molecular function: metalloendopeptidase activity. The record is from RefSeq and is a predicted model, not a curated record.